AUAUGAUCUUAGUUUUACCCAUACAGACCAAAAAUAAUCUGUACGUGUACGUACCGCAUGGAAGAAUUGGGUUGGCCAGCAAAAUGUUUGAUCACUUGCAGCAAGGAUUGAGCUAGGCACGCAGCAAUUGUAACCCAGCUGAUGAGCUGAUUAAGAAGGAAAAACUUAUCAUUCUGUGUGUCUUGGGAAUUAUAUACAAGUCGUGUAGUUGCACCCCAGGCCGUGCCAUGAUCAAUGAGAUGGAGUCAAUUGAUGAUAAAAAAAGAAAGACCGACCAGGUUAGUGAGGAACAAGCAGAAAGCAUAUCGUUAGGGCCUUACCAGAAAUGGUCAUCCUUUGAUUUAAAUGAAGAAGCUAGCGAUACCAGCGACAAUGGUAUUAGUAGUUCCAACGUUAACCUGGCUGGUCACGAACCUAAUACAAUUAGAAAUGAUGACAGAGGAACCCUAGAGCAGGAAAACAUUAGUAGUAAUGCAGCUAAUGAUAUUAGUAUUAUUAGCUCUAGGGCUAAAGCAAGGCCAUAUGUACGAUCCAAACUACCUCGGCUCCGGUGGACACCCCAACUCCAUCUCUCUUUUUUGCAUGCUGUGGAAUUACUAGGAGGGCAAGAGAGAGCAACUCCCAAGUUAAUUCUUCAGCUCAUGAAUGUGAGAGGACUGAGCAUUUCCCACGUAAAGAGUCACUUGCAGAUGUAUCGAAGUAAGAAGCUCGAUGCAGAUGGUCAAGUAGUAUCUGAUACAACUUACGACUACAUGGAUGAAGGGGAUUCAGGGGAUCACAUACCUAACUUCGUUUCGUGGUCAAGUUUUCAGACAAAGAUCGAUGUCGUACAAGGCAACAAUUUGGACAAAGCUUUGCAUCAUACAAGCACUCCCAUAAACCCUAGCAGAUUACGUGAGGAAAAGAGGUGGCCUCCAUUACAAAGCAUUAGCAAAAGCUGGAGAGGCAGAAGAUUUGCUUCCAACCAUUUCAACAGGUCAAAUAAUCAUAAUUGCUCAUCCCGAUCCGAUAUUGUGCAUCAUAUGAUUAGCAACAGACCAGGUACAAGACCAACAGAUCAUGAUCUACAGCGUUGGAACCUUGAAGGUGAAAGCAAAUCCAGUAACUACAAACAAGAAUCCGAACCGCCAUAUAGGCUUGAGUGGAACGAAGGAAAAAGUUUGAAGUACAUGAAAUGGAUGCCUGAUUUGGAGUUGGGUCUGCAAAGCCAAAGAGUUGGUAAGGGGAAGGAGAUCAAUGACGAGGCUCAGCAUAAUCAGACGGUUAGUCAUGCUGAAGAACCUUAUGUAACUGCGCGAGGAGUUAUAGAGACUUUACACCAUUACAAAGAUCAUCGAUUCGAGGACAUGAAUAGCAAACAAGCUAAGAAACUAUUAGCACCAAGCUUUCCCUUUCUCUUUAAUUAUUAGUAGUCACCCGGCCCCAACCCAAGUUGUCGACUAUCCCUCAACAUAUUACAUAGCUGAAAUAAUCAAACAAAAUCAUAAAAGUAUAAAUGUAAUUAAACAACCUAGCUUGAGCUAUUCAACUAAAUAUUGUUAUGAAAGUAUAACUCUUAUGCUAUAUAUCUCUAUUA
Molecule: messenger RNA, 1576 nt
Organism: Argentina anserina (silverweed cinquefoil)
Lineage: Eukaryota; Viridiplantae; Streptophyta; Magnoliopsida; Rosales; Rosaceae
Exons: 8
Coding region: 228-1409 (393 amino acids)
Molecular function (GO): DNA-binding transcription factor activity; DNA binding
Source: RefSeq, a predicted model, not a curated record